Molecule: messenger RNA, 735 nt
Organism: Harpia harpyja (harpy eagle)
Lineage: Eukaryota; Metazoa; Chordata; Aves; Accipitriformes; Accipitridae
Product: feather keratin Cos2-3-like
Exons: 1
Coding region: 1-264 (87 amino acids)
Cellular component (GO): intermediate filament
Molecular function (GO): structural constituent of cytoskeleton
Source: RefSeq, a predicted model, not a curated record
AUGUCCUGCUACAACCAGUGCCUGCCCUGCCAGCCCUGCGGCCCGACCCCGCUGGCCAACAGCUGCAAUGAGCCCUGCGUCAGGCAGUGCCAGAACUCCACCGUCGUCAUCGAGCCCUCCCCCAUGGUGGUGACCCUGCCCGGCCCCAUCCUCAGCUUCUUCCCGCAGAACACCGUUGUGGGCUCCUCCACCUCCACUGCUGUUGGCAGCAUCCUCAGCUGUCAGGGAGUGCCCAUCAACUCCGGGUGCUGUGACCUCUCCUGAAUUACCAGCCACUACUGCAGCAGGAGGUGCCCCCCAUGCUAAAGCCACUGGUGACUUCCCACAGAAGGACCCCCCAGGAAGCUAGAAGAUUUUGCUGGUCUGAGGACAGAGCAUUAGGUCAUCACUUUCAGAGAUGCUGAGCAUCCAUGGCUCCACCUGCAAAGGAAGGCAGGAAGCGGCGCGCCUGGGCUCUCUGAAAACAUGGCCCAUGUAUAACUUGCCUGCUUCUCACUCUUUUGUCUCUCUCUUUUCUCUGUUGUCUUCUGCUCUCCAGGGUUGUGGGUUUUUCCAAAGCCAGCCCCGAAGGGAUCUGCUGCCCCCGUCCCUUUGUGGUGUAGGCAGUUGGACACCUUUUGGUAACUCCACCCUGGCCUCAGGGCACAGGCUCUUGGAUGAUCUGGUGCUCCCUGCAUCAGAACCUCCACUUGUUUACCUCAUUUCCCUCUUUUAAAUCAUUAAAAUUCUGCUGCA